This is a messenger RNA of Medicago truncatula (barrel medic), 2718 nucleotides long. RefSeq names its product subtilisin-like protease SBT3. NCBI's taxonomy places the organism in Eukaryota, Viridiplantae, Streptophyta, Magnoliopsida, Fabales, Fabaceae. The coding region runs from base 155 to 2464 and encodes 769 amino acids. Gene Ontology annotation, biological process: proteolysis. The record is from RefSeq and is a predicted model, not a curated record. The transcript is spliced from 2 exons. Gene Ontology annotation, molecular function: serine-type endopeptidase activity.
AUUUGGAAGCAAUAUCAUUCUCAAUCUUCUAAAUAAUUCAUAAAUGCCACAUCAUUGAUACUCUCCACAGAAUGAAAUUUCCUAUAUAGUCACAUGAUAAUAGAAAUCAAGAGCAAAAAAACCAUUUCUUUGUUUACAUGCAAAAAAAAAAUCAAUGGAGCCUAACAAUGUGUUUUCACUUCUUCUCAUAAUUUCUCUUUGGUUUCUAUUAACCUUUCAUAGCAAUGCUGAGACUUCCACAUAUAUAAUCCAUAUGAACAAAUCAUUCUUUCCUCAAGUCUUCACAACUCAUCAUGAUUGGUUCAAAUCCACCAUUCAUUCCUUAAAAUCAAAAACAUUAGUACCUGAUGAUUAUGACCAAGCAUCAAAGCAAUCACAGAAGAAACUGGUGUACACCUAUGAUCAUGCCAUGUAUGGCUUUAGUGCAGUGUUAUCUUCAAAUGAGUUAGAGAUUCUUAAGAACAUUGAUGGCUUUGUUUCAGCAUAUCAAGAUAGAACUGCUACCAUUGACACAACUCAUACCUUUGAAUUUCUUUCACUAGAUUCUCCAAGUGGACUAUGGCAUACUUCAGAUUUUGGAGACGAUGUCGUUGUUGGUGUUAUUGAUACUGGUUUGUGGCCUGAGAGUCAAAGCUUUAAAGAUGAUGGCAUGACAAAGAAAAUUCCAAACAAAUGGAAAGGAACAUGUGAAACUGGCCAAGAAUUCAAUACCUCAAUGUGUAACUUCAAAUUGAUUGGAGCUAGAUAUUUCAACAAAGGUGUGAUUGCUUCAAAUCCAAAUGUUACAAUCAGCAUGAACUCAGCUAGAGACACUAUAGGGCAUGGAACUCACACAUCAUCAACUGUUGCAGGUAACUAUGUUAAUGGAGCUUCUUAUUUUGGUUAUGCCAAAGGAAUAGCAAGAGGCAUUGCACCAAAAGCUAGGAUUGCUAUGUACAAAGUCAUUUGGGAAGAGGGUCGUUUCGCCUCUGAUGUUUUAGCUGGCAUGGACCAAGCUAUUAACGACGGUGUUGAUGUGAUUUCAAUUUCAAUGGGAUUUGAUGAUGUUCCACUUUAUGAAGAUCCUAUAGCAAUAGCUUCAUUUGCAGCUAUGGAAAAAGGGAUUGUUGUUUCAUCUUCUGCAGGUAACGCAGGACCUGAAUUCGGAACCUUGCACAAUGGUAUCCCAUGGCUCCUUACUGCAGCUGCAGGAACAAUAGAUAGAACUUUUGGCACUCUUGUUUUGGGAAAUGGUCAAAGCAUUAUUGGUUGGACUUUGUUUCCAGCAAAUGCUAUAGUUGAAAAUGUUCUACUUGUUUACAAUAACACUUUAUCUUCAUGCAACUCAUUGAACUUGUUAUCUCAACUUAACAAAAAAGUGAUUAUUCUCUGUGAUGACUCAUUGUCAAACAGAAACAAAACCUCAGUGUUUAACCAAAUCAAUGUUGUUACAGAAGCCAAUCUGUUAGGGGCAGUGUUUGUCUCUGAUAGUCCUCAGUUAAUCGAUUUAGGACGUAUCUACACUCCAAGUAUUGUAAUCAAGCCAAAAGAUGCACAAUCUGUGAUCAAUUAUGCAAAGAGCAAUAACAAUCCUACAUCAAGCAUCAAAUUUCAACAAACAUUUGUAGGAACAAAGCCGGCACCAGCUGCAGCAUAUUACUCAUCAAGAGGUCCUUCACAUAGCUAUCCAUGGAUUUUGAAACCUGAUAUAAUGGCACCUGGAUCAAGAGUUCUUGCAGCUUAUAUUCCUAACAAACCAACAGCUAGAAUUGGCACAAAUGUGUUCUUAUCAAGUGACUACAAUUUCAUGUCAGGAACAUCCAUGUCUUGUCCUCAUGUUUCUGGUGUUGCUGCUCUUCUCAAAGCUGCACAUCCACAAUGGAGUGCUGCUGCUAUAAGGUCUGCAUUGAUAACCACAGCUAAUCCUUUAGACAAUACACAAAACCCUAUAAGGGAUAAUGGUUACCCUUCUCAACAUGCUUCGCCUCUUGCUAUCGGUGCCGGUGAGAUUGAUCCUAAUAGAGCAAUGAAUCCAGGUUUGAUUUAUGAUGCUACACCACAAGACUAUGUUAAUCUUCUCUGUGGUUUGAAAUUCACAAAGAACCAAAUUUUAACAAUUACAAGAUCAAAUUCUUAUGAUUGUGAAAACCCUUCUUUGGAUCUUAAUUACCCUUCAUUUAUAGCUUUUUACAGCAACAAAACAAGAUCAAUGGUUCACAAAUUUAAGAGGAUUGUUACAAAUGUUGGUGAUGGUGCUGCUACAUAUAGAGCUAAAGUGACAUAUCCAAAAGGUAGUGUUGUGACAGUGUCACCUGAUAUAUUAACUUUCAAAUAUAAAAAUGAGAAACAAAGUUACAACAUUAUCAUAAAGUAUGUUAUGUACAAGAAGGAAAAUGUUUCAUUUGGGGAUCUUGUUUGGAUUGAAGAUGGUGGAGCACACAUUGUUAGAAGUCCUAUUGUAGUGGCACCAACUGGAAUCGUAUGAGUUAUUCUAAAUUUUUCUGGCCAUAAAAAAUCUGCAAACUUUGUGGGACCAUAUUCCUUGAAAUAAUUGCAUGUAGUUUGGCAUGAACUUCCAUUUUGAGUGUCCUAGCUAGUUAUGUCAUAUAUAUAGGAUUGAACAUGUAUGUGAAAGUGUACUAGUCAGUAGUAUUCACAGGGAUUUGGACUGUUUUUCAAUUAUGUGAAUGAUUUCUAAAUAGGGGUAUCAAUUAAUAAAUUGCACACACUAAAAAACAA